Penicillium canariense is the source of this 1443-nucleotide messenger RNA. RefSeq names its product alpha/beta fold hydrolase. Gene Ontology annotation, molecular function: hydrolase activity. Bases 1 to 1443 code for a protein of 480 amino acids. NCBI's taxonomy places the organism in Eukaryota, Fungi, Ascomycota, Eurotiomycetes, Eurotiales, Aspergillaceae. The record is from RefSeq and is a predicted model, not a curated record. The transcript has 3 exons.
AUGGCGGGCGACUUAAUCACCAAAGCCAUCACCAGGCUGAUCGUCUUCAUCUAUGGCGUCUUUACGAUCAUCCUUUAUGGGGUCUUAUCCAUCAAGAAGGGGAGUUUUUUCAAGAGACGUACAGAGAAGCAAAACCUUGAGCUGCAGCUUGCUCGCGAUCGUCUGUGGAACCUAUCUAAGGACUACGCCGGCCUUUCGCACCACUUUCUAACCCUUCCUAGCGGGUUCAAGUUCCACUUUGUCAGCAAUGUGACACCCGGCUCCCCAGCUGCUUUGAAAUCUGAUAAGCCGCUGGUCAUCUUCAUCCAUGGGUUCCCCGACAGCUGGGCAAUCUGGCGCCACAUUGCCAGCUCUCCGUCUCUACAGGAUGCCGCCAAUGUCGUUGCCAUUGACUUGCCCGGUUACGGCGGCACCCAAAGUCUGGAGAGAUACACGGCCACAGCAGUGUUGGAGAAGCUGACUGAGUUGAUCAUCACUCUCCGAUCUCAAUACGGCGUGGACGAGGGCUCUGAAGUAAACAAGGAAAAAGUGGUCAUUGUCGCCCACGACUGGGGCUGUGUAUUGUCAAUGCGACUUGCAGCCGAGGCACCAUCGCUGGCACACCGGUUUAUCCUUUCCAAUGGACCUUUGAUGAGCCUGGUGGAGUCCAACAUCCGCCGCAUGCUUACAUCGGCGUCCAAGAUGUUCAAGUCUGCUCUGAGUGCUCCGCUUUCAUCCCGCACCCCAUUGCUGCAGGCACUUCGGACCCUCGGUCCGCUGCUCAAACAACUCCGAAUGUCGGGCUAUGUCUUUACCAUGCAACUACCUCCCUCGCUUGUCACGUUCUUCCUGACGGGAGGCAACUACUCUUUCAUCUCAGCUGUCCACAGGGGCUCGCACGGGCGUGCUGAGUUUACCUCCCGCGACGAGGCUGACUCCAUGGCCAGCAGCAUGGGCCCGUCUCUCGCGGAAUCGAAAACCCAGACCGCCAAUGGCGACAAGUACCCAACGACCAUCAAGUACACGCACGACUUCGCCAACGUCAUGAACAUGGCAGGCUACUACCGAGACGGUGCAUCCACCGCGCGCUGGCAGAAGUCUAUCGAGACCAUCACUAGCCUGCACAGCAUUGCCGGCGGCAACGAGCUGCGGCGCACCAGUAGCGGAGCCGGCCUGUUCGACGAUGGCACCCCCGGCGUUCUCAAGGCAAACUCGACCGUGUUCUGGGGCAAGCGGGACAUCGCACUGAACCCGCCGAUCUGCCUGGACGGCAUGUCCGACUAUCUCGUCGCCGACAGCCAGAUCGUCAUGCUCCCCGAAUCCGGUCACUUCACUCCGAUCGAGACGGAAAGUCGUGUGGCUCUGGUGAAAGCCGUCGAAUGGGCCAUUCACGGCGAACAGGGCAAUAUAGGCUCUGCCAUUCAGGAGUGCUAUCCGAGCGCGAAGGUCAUUGCCCGGCGAUGA